Messenger RNA from Lampris incognitus (smalleye Pacific opah), 4333 nucleotides. Its product is annotated as vascular endothelial zinc finger 1-like. Gene Ontology annotation, biological process: regulation of transcription by RNA polymerase II. Gene Ontology annotation, molecular function: RNA polymerase II cis-regulatory region sequence-specific DNA binding; DNA-binding transcription factor activity. The transcript has 7 exons. The record is from RefSeq and is a predicted model, not a curated record. The coding region runs from base 34 to 1524 and encodes 496 amino acids. NCBI's taxonomy places the organism in Eukaryota, Metazoa, Chordata, Actinopteri, Lampriformes, Lampridae.
CUUGUAGGUUUCCUGCAGAUUUGAAAUGAUACAAUGGAACCAAGCUGGAGUACGUUUUUAUUUCAACAGGCCAAUGAGGCCCUGCAUCACCAGCACCAAGUGGCAGGGAACAGCCUUCUGCCUCUUCUCAACUCUGGAUCAGAGCCACCAGAUCAGAAGCCAGUGCUGCCCAUCCCCUUGGACCAAAAGCCCCCAGUCAGUGCCACAGAACUCCUUAAAGACAAUGUGGCGAGUGGGACAGGGGGAGGUGGGCCUCCCCUUGCCAUUGUCAAGAAAGAGCCUAAAUCAAAGACACCCUUUAUUUGUGGCUACUGCAACAAAACCUUUCGGGACAGUUAUCACCUGCGGCGCCACGAGUCUUGCCACACUGGCAUCAAAAUGGUGUCGCGGCCCAAGAAGACACAAACGGCCCCCACCUUGGUGCCACUUAUUUCCACUGUACCACGGGAGAACAGUGGCAACUCCCCAUACAUCUCUACUGUAGCAGGCAUUUUGACUACAGCUACAACUUCCACAUCCACAGGAACAAGCAUCAUGACCCCUAUGCAACACCAACAGCAGCAGAGCAUCCCUAAAAAGCCCCCUAAGCCAGUGAAAAAGAACCAUGGCUGUGACAUGUGUGGGAAGGCUUUCCGUGAUGUCUACCACCUCAAUCGUCACAAGCUCUCGCACUCUGAUGAAAAGCCAUUUGAAUGUCCCAUCUGCCAGCAAAGGUUCAAAAGGAAGGAUCGUAUGACGUACCAUGUGCGCUCACAUGAUGGUGGUGUUCAUAAGCCUUACAUUUGCUCUGUUUGUGGAAAGGGCUUCUCCAGACCUGACCAUCUAAGCUGUCAUGUCAAGCAUGUUCAUUCCUCAGAGAGGCCCUUCAAGUGCCAAGUUACGGCAUGUACCUCGGCAUUCGCCACCAAAGACCGGCUUCGCUCACACAUGAUUAGGCAUGAAGGCAAGGUCACCUGCAACAUCUGUGGAAAGAUGCUAAGUGCUGCCUAUAUCACCAGUCACCUCAAGACACAUGGCCAGGCCAGCUUCAACAGCCAGUGUAAUAAAGGCAUAAGUGACUGGCAGUGGAACCACCCAGUGCCACGAAAAGGUGAGUUGACGGUAGGAGAGAUUUUAAAUAACUCGUUCCAAGUCCUAAUUGACAUCUCUUGCAACCAAGAUGGUGGCAACAUUCACAAUUCGUCAUCUGCAACUCCUGUCACUAACUCGGCAGCCAUCACGUCUACUGUGAAUCGUGUUUGCAACACCAGCAACUCAGUCACCAUUGCCGCCCAGAUGAACAUCACCACCAGUACAGUGAACAUCACCUCACCAGUCAACCUGCAGCACCCAGUUACCAUCACUGGGCCCGUCAAUCUGGCCUCAGUCAACAUUCCCACAACAGCUCACAUGAAUAUUGCCCAUCCUGUGGCAAUUACUACUCCCAUGCCCAUGAAUAUUACCGGCCCCCUUAACAUCGCCAUGAGGCCCAUGGAAAGCAUGCCUUUUUUAUCCCAAGUUCUGCCUUCCUCCCCUCCUUGGUAGAGCUUUAGCCCCUUAAAGAGUGCUCAGUCACCCCCUCAGUCCAUGUAGAUUAUGAUGUAGUAUAGCAAAAAGUAGAGGGUGAAGUGGCAAGCCCAUUUUGAUGAAAUCCGAUUUAGUUUUUGUUUAGUCACUGAAGUACGGAGUCAGUCUUGUACAAGUGACAAGUUGAAAAUGAUGUAUCAACUGGAUGUCUGACCUCAAACAUGGGUGACACAUCAGAAAUUACUGUACCUUUGAUAGUGGAAAAAAAUCUUUAACAGAGGUGUGUUGCUGAUAUUUUACAUGCUCUCCAGAAGAGAGAUUGUUUUAUUUUUUCAUUUGUUAUUUUAGAUUACUUAUCAGUAUUUAAUAGUUUUAUGUAUUUUAAAGACUAAAUGUUAAAGAAAAGGGACAAAGGCUUCCAUUUCUGGGGGGGGGGGUUGAGUGAUAUAUUGAAAUAUUUUGCUAAUGGGGAGAUGGUUUAGAGGCCAUUUGGAAUUGUUGUCUACAAGUGACUUCAAUCACAAACCUCCCCCAUGUCUCCCCGUGUAAGUUGCUGGAACCCCUCACUGCUGGAUGCUUGAUACUGUAUGUUCGAUUCUCUGGGACGUUUAGAACUUUUGGAUGUAUUUAGAUGAGAACAUAAAAGAUUAAGGUACAGGAAAGGCGAGGAAGCGGUGUCUUUUCGUGAAGUCAUGACCUCUAGGCUGUCCCCUAAAACCAGCAGUAUUUCAAGGUCAAAAAAUUACUUUCCUAAAUGUAGAGGUUCAGAGAGCCACCUAGUGGCGUAGAAGAUACAUUGCUGUAGAUAUUAUGAAAACAGUCCCAAAGCUUUCUUUUUUCAUGACGAUUCUAAAUUUUAGUUUUGGGAGAAGUAUUUAUCUCUCUCUCUCUUUUUUUUUGCAGGUAUAGAAUUUAAUCUCUCAGCCGAGGAAGCCUACUGAGAAAAUAAUUUUAAAAUCAAGUUUAUCAGUUUACACUUCUUUUUCUUUUUUUUUGUAAAUACGAAACACUAUUCAGUUGACAUUUCUUGUGGGAGAGGGAAACUAAAGCCUGUCUAUCUGCCACACAUUAGCAGUGCUAGUACUUUAUUGUCACUAAUGUGUGUAUUUCUAUGCCUGAGGAGAGAAAAUUAUCUUAGAUUCUUUCGAACCAAGUUAGCACCAUAGUUCUUAAAGACGCUGCCCCUGUUUUUUUUUGCCCUGGGAGGUUAUUUGACAACGGAGAAUAAAAACUGUUUGACUCUGUUCACGUUUACAGACAACCAACAAACGUUCUUGUUUGUCUUGAUAAAUGAGAGGCUUCUUUUCUGUAAAGGUCCCUUCCAGUCCAGCCAAACUGUAGGCUGUUCACACUGCCUAUGGGCUGCACUGGCACUGGAACGAGGUAAUAAUGCACACUGAUGAGAGGAUGUGACCAUAUCGUUUAUACCCGCCCACACCCAAAAUCUGUUGGCCAAGGAUUUCUAGGCCUUCGAAAGUAUUGCAUGCAUACCAACACUUUUGCCCUAGGUAAUUCCUCAAGUAUAGAACAGCAUUGUGAGUUAGGAAAUGAGCUCCUUCCCCAUCCAUUUUUCUGUUGCAUGUGGACAACUCAGCUUGUUCAGUUAAGAUUUGAGUUUGAAACUAAUUGUAGAGCUAGUGGAAUUUUUAUUGCAAUUUAACACUAAAAUUAGGUUCACACGGAGUGUGUGGUGUCCUUUAUUCUUCCCGAGUGGCUGUAAGCAGUGUGCAUGAACUACUCUGCAAGGCACUUCCCACAUUUACAUGCUGGGCACUUCCCACACUUACAUGCUUCCUCCUCUACAUGUGCUGCAUGAUGGAGUCAUUUCUGAAGGGAGCCUUCAACAAUUCAGACUGCCGCAGCCAGACAGGCGAUCAACAGGUGAUUUUCUUUUUUCACGCCAUGGUCUUGAAGUUGUUCAAUUUAACAUUCCAAAGUAGAUCGCGUAAAUCUUUUUUAAGGGUAAUUAUGUAAAUGUAUCUGACAUUUGACUGUGGUUUUGUUUGAUUGCAAACUAAUGUGAAAAGCAUUUCUUUGGCCAAAUUAUGAAGUGGAAGAUAAUUUUCACAAAUCUUCCCUCUAUUUUUCAUGAUGACCUUGGCAGAUGUUGUGAAAGUAAAUGAAUGUAUAUCUUUGUACAAUACAUUUAGUUCAGAGAACAUGUUAGCUAAGUUAGACACGUGCGGGGAAAAAAAACAAGAUAACCUUUUAUAAAUGCUUUUGUAUUAGAACAUUAACAAUGAUAAUUUUUGUAUAUAUGAAGACUAGGCUUUCUGAUUAGCAGAAAGGGAACAUUCCUACAUUUUUUUAAAUGUAUGUUUGUCAAUAAUUAUGUAAACAUAUGCGCAGUGUUUUAUGUGCCUUUUAUUUGGAUUUGUCUAAAUAAAAUAAUAAAACAAAAUUGUGGACUGUCCUUCGGAAGUCCAAAAUUUAGGAGGAACGUUGAUAUGCCUCAUUAAACAAUUAUUCUCCAAAGCCCCCUGCAACUAAGACACUCCUCCAGACCAGAAACCAAAUAGUUACUUCCAUUGAUUUUGCUUGCUGUAAAGUUUUAUUCAUGUUGGCAUGGAAUCCCGAGAAGGACCACCAGAGUCCUUCAUCAGACUUCGUCUCCAGUGGUCUCCGAUCGACAGGCUUGGGGUGAAAACAAGUUAAUUUAGUUUCUUCACUGGCUUGCUGGCUCACAGUUGCCAACAUGAAGUGCCUCUGUGAUUGUUUGCUUAAUGGAGAGGAGUGUGGAUUAUUUUGUGCCAAACCAUAUUCUUCAUGUGACAACAAAAAUUAUUUGGGUGGUUUUUUUUCCCAGUAUUUUACUUUUACCUAUUAA